UGCCCGCUUGACUGUUGGCUUUUCUGUCUCAGGAGAACUACGCGAAGAAGUUCAUUUAGGGAAAGCGAAGAGAAAAAUCAGGCAUGUUAACGCAAAAGAUGCGUCUCAGAAGCGAUGGGAACAUUUCAGAGAGCUUCAGCGGCGACCGCUGGUGGGUUUGCGCUCCCGUGCGCCAAGAGACGGAUUCAUAGGACGCGCGUCUACCCUCGAGCUCACGCGGAGAACAUCACCAACUUCUGCUGCGCGUGACUUCAUUACGCCACCGGUCCGGACCUCUAUACUUGUGUUUUAAACUUUAUGUAUUGAAGGAAUAAGAACACCAGAAGAACAAUGACAGUGACUUUCCCUCGCGCAUAAUAGCACUACUACUUUAGUGAAUGGUUUGAUUCUCGUUUCCAACGGAAUUUUGCUGAUAGUUGAAGGACACGGAUUUUUGGGGACGCAACAACGCUAAUCUGCAGUCGAACCAGUAACAAUAUCACAUGACUUUCCACAGGAUUAUGUUAUUUAUUCAACAACUUCUCACACUAGACUAUUCGUAAUGGCGUUUUUAAAUAUUAUACUACUACCCAGAAAGCCAAAGAUGAUCGCAGUACGGAUGGCGUUACUGCACGCGCUCCUCGUCGCGUCUCUCCACGGAGUGUGUGAGAGCAGGGGCGGAGGUAGCGAUCUCGUGCCCAGGUUCUCCUCAUCCUUGCCCACGUACCUCCCUGUGUCCUGCCAACUGCAGGGUGCAGAGUCAUCCUUCUUUCUCCGGGAGGCCACACAGGAUGUGAUGCGUAACGGGAGCUUGCAGACACGCAGUGAGCCUCUCUUUCUACACCUGCCCGAUGCUGGCCCUGCUCCCCUCUUGUCCGUCAACUGUAGCUAUGGGAACCUCACUGCAGAGGCGCCAGUACCGCCAGAACUCCUCCAGGGGGCGCUGGCACGUUCCUUCCAGACCUCUACACACCUCACACUGGGCUGGAAGGUGAGAGCGCACCUGGUAAGCAGGAGGAUAGGAGUGGAUCGACCUCAAAUCCAGGUGUUGUUUUAUCUGGCGGGCCGUAGGUGGGAGGAUGGGGAUCCUCCCGCAGAACUACUUCCGUGUAUCCGUGUUGUUGGGUUCCGUGAUCCAGGGGAAGGCUCUGUAUCAACUGCCUGCCGACUGGAGGGAAACCUGGGGAUCUGUGUAGCACAGCUUGGCAUUCCAACGACCUGGUUCAAUGUUCCUUCACCACGUAGACGCACACAGGAGCCCGUUCCUGUCACGGUGGAGUUGCACUACUCUAUCCUUCCUCCAGAGGCCCUGGGGAAAAAGUGUGUAGCAGGUAGGGUGCAAGGAAAGGCUGUAGGGCAGGAAGGGGAUAUGCAAAGGAUUGGGACGGUGAUUCUCACCACUGGGGACAACAAAGUGCCCAGAAACCGACUUAGACUGGAUGGAGAUGUCGAGAUUCUGGCACCCAUCAACCCGGUUAAACAAGGACAGACAGUGGGAUUUCAAGUACUAAUGAAUUCUGCUGCUGCUACUGAGCAGUUCACAUUGAGAGUCCAGCAUGGGGAAGGCAUUAAUUUCAUGGUGGUGAAGCCCAGUAAUCUGGCAGCGUGGGAAAUCAAGCAAGAAGUAGGCUCCUCCUCCCUGUCCAUGUUCUGCCAGAGGAAGGCCAGCACCACCAAUGAGAAACUUGAUGGUUCCUUCUAUGAGAUCAUGUGGGUGGACUUUGAGAUUGACAAUUUCAUCAACCUGCAGUCAUCGCAGACCGUCCGCUGGCAGAUAGAGUAUCCCUCCACUGAAGUGUCUGCUGAAGUCAUCUCCACCAUCUAUAUCAGCCAGAGAGACCUGCAGGGAAUCGUACCCAUCGCUGAGGACACAGAGAUCCUGAACACAGCGAUUCUGACUGGACGGCGCGUUGCCAUCCCAGUCAAGGUUGUUACCGUGGAACAGGAUGGAACGGUGAGAGAGGUUGAUGACCCCGUGACCUGCAUCUCCACAGAUGAGGACGUUCUCAAGGUGUCUCUUGGUUGUGAUGAGGUGUUGGUGAAUGGGAAAGAGAAGAAUGGGCAUAUCUCUAUUCAAGUGAACUUUACCUACCUCUAUUUGACCAGCCAAUUAGAGCUCACCGUCUGGGUGCCACGGUUACCGCUACAGAUUGACGUCUCUGAUGCCGAACUCAGCCAAGUUAAAGGAUGGAGGGUCCCCAUCAUCACCAACAAGAGGCCGACACGGGACAGUGAGGAUGAUGAAGAGGAUGAGAGGAAGGGCAGAGGCUGUGCCCUGCAGUAUCAGCACGCUCUGGUGCGUGUUCUCACACACUUUGUAGCCGAGCCAGCUGGCCCUGGUGGGGAGCUUGUGCACAUGCUAGGUUCUGAUUGGUCAGCCGACAUCACAGAUAUGGUCCUGGACUUCCUGAAAGUGGAAGAUACAAGCUUUGCACGACUAAUUGAUGGAAGGGUGCUGGUGGGAAGAGACCCAGGCAUCACCAAUAUACAGGUGAUAUCCCCUCUUUCUGACUCCAUUCUGGCUGAGAAGGCCAUCACAGUGGUUGAUGAUAAAGUGACCAUCACUGAUCUUGGAGUUCAGUUGGUGGGCUCUUUGAGUCUCUCACUGCAGCCCAGUUCCACCAACAACAGAGCCUUCUACAUCACAACCACUGCUCAGGACCUGCUGCACACACCAAAACAGGAAGCCAUUAUCAGUGCAUGGAUUCAGUACAGCGAUGGCUCUGUGACCCCUCUUGAUAUCUAUGACCCCAAAGAUUUUACUUUAACCAUCACCUCACUGGAUGAGAACGUGGUCUCCACCUAUCAAGAACAUUCCCAAUGCUGGCCCAUUAUAGUGGCGGAAGGCGAGGGCCAGGGAGCACUACUGCGUGUGGAGAUGAUGAUCUCAGAAACCUGCCAGAAAUCCAAGAGGAAGAGCAUUUUGGCAAUGGGGAUAGGAAAUGUACAAGUGAAGUUUGGACAGAACGACCUGGAGCAGAGGAGCGGAACUCAUAAUGAGAACAGUCUGGACAACAGCACAAAUGAACAGAGACAUAAGGUUCUAGAGCCGGAUAAAACAAGUGGAGGAGACAGCUGGAAAUACACAAACACCGCAGUAGAACGGGAAGAGUCAGUCCUAAAGAAAGUCAGCACAACCUCAAAGACUCCGCUAACUAGUCGUUCCGGGGGAAACAAACAGAGUGGGGGACAAAACAACAACCCUGUGGACUAUACCAGUUUCCCAGCACUGGUGGAUCUACCUGGUGGAGCAGAGAGCGACUUGACUCAGGCUCCAAGAGGUCUGUCCGACCUGGAAAUUGGCAUGUAUGCCCUGCUUGGAGUCUUUUGCCUUGCUAUCCUCGUCUUCCUCAUCAACUGUGUCAGUUUUGCCUUCCGCUUCCGCCACAAACAGCUCCCUGUUCUGGAGCAGGGCAACAUGAACCAUGCCCACGACUGGGUGUGGCUCGGUAAUGAAGCGGACCUGAUGGAUCAUCACGGCAACCACGGGCCACUGGCACACAACGAUGAGUGCACGACUGCGAUAGAUCGCAACGAGGGGUGCGAGGAGAGCAAGUUUCUCCUCAACGGGAGCAGUGUUCAGAAAAGCGGGUCAGCACACGGACAUGUCAUCCCCCACGUUCACUCCGAUCCUCGGUCCUGUUUGGGAAACGACCCCAGUGGAAAAAUUGAACCCCCUAACAACUCUCCCAGUGCUGCCAAGCGCAAAAGGGUCAAGUUUACUUCCUUCGCCACUGUACUACCGGACGAAGGUGGGCCGUACACCAACUCCAUCCUUAUUGGUAAUGAAGAUAACAUCAAGUGGGUCUGUCAAGACAUGGACCUGGGACAGUCGGCUGAGCUCAGAAGUUACAUGGAGAGACUGCAAGACAAUCUGUAGGAGCUGGGAAGAAAACAAAAGAAAGGGGAAGUGAGAGGGCGGACACACAAAAACUCACCAGAAAUGCCUUUGCACUGUUGGAGGAUUGCAGGGAGAGAAGGAGGGAGGAAUUGUUAAAGAAUCGAAAGUAGAUGCAAGUAGGGAUUAGAGAGGAAUACAAUCUUUUGGGAGUUUUGAGUUAAGUGGGAAAUUCACGAAAAGGGGAAAUGGGUUAAGAGAGACUGGCACGUUCGUACUGGCUCCGCCGAGCGGUCCAGGUGGCGCAAAGUGAGCAGCUGCCAAUUGGCUAGCACAGGGACAGAAUGCCAGUUACCAACACCCAGAAUAAACAAGCCCAAACAAGACCAGUGAGAAAAAAAAAAAAACCUUGACAGCUGUACAGAAAAUCACAGUCCAUGGAAGUCAAUAAACAGGAGUUGUUAUCGCUAGUGUAUCUGAGUGUUUUGUUUUAUUUCGAUUCAAAUCAAACAAGUCAGAAUUAUGGACUGAUACAACAGAUUUUAUUUUUUGAGAUAAUCCCAGGCUUUUUCCAGAUUAGUAUGUAACUAGACCAGACCCUGCCCCAGAUCCAGGUGUUAUUUCUAACCAUUCAUUUUGUACUCUGUCUCUCCUGUGUGAAUACCAAGAGAGCUUGGGUGCAAGAACUUGUGGGAUUCCCCCUGGCUGGAAUCUGUACCAGCUGUAUCUGCACACACACUGUUCAAGGAGUCAAAAAAACACCAAAACACAACGGUCCUCCCUCUCCAUCUCUCCUCUUGGAGAAAAACAGAAGACAUCAAUGAUGAAAAGCAACAAGAGAAUAAAAAGACUCCUCAUGCAGUGUUCAGUUGAUCAAGUGAAUGUGAAAAAAAGGCAGUUUGUUCAUUUGCACAAUAAGAAUAAUACAGAAAGUGCUUAGAGUGGCACCUCAGCUGAUCUGAGACCGGCCAUCUUGACUGUCCAUACAGCAACUGAUCCAGGCAUACAGCCUGAAAGUUUGAAGAUGCGAUGAUAAACACAUGACAGACCGUGUAGAAAUACAAGCCCACAAGAAUGAGCUGUGUCUGUUAUAAAACCAUAUGAUUGCUGUGAUAGAAAAAUAUUCAAGAGUAGAUAUGGUCUGUUACUCUCCAGUAUGGUAAAUGUAUGAAAGUUUCUCUUUUUAUUGAGGCAAAAUGUACAUCGUUUUCCCCCUUUUUACAUGGCUGGAGCACCUGCCCAUGGUUUUAACAUGUCCUAUAGGUUUUAAAGCAACUUUAUAUUUCUGCCUCACUAACCCCAACGUUUACCCGGUUCCUUGAAUCCUUGUUGUUUAUAUUACUGAAGAGUUGUAGGGAAGGACAGAUGUGGACACCUUCUCUUUGAAAGCUCAGGUGAAAAUAUGCUCACAGAUGAACAGUGGUAGAAUUGAAAUGUAGAUUGUAAGAAUGCAAUAUUUAUUUGUAAGUGUAAAAUGAGAUAGGAUGUAAAUAAAAUGAUUAAAAAUUUCUUGUGGACACUGCAAGAAGGCUGUUGCCUACAUUUUCACAAUCAACACAAGAGUCUUGAGGCCAUUAUGAUUGUUUCCUAUUUUAUGUGCAAGUCUGAUUUCCUUCUGGAGGAAUAAAAAUAAUAGGCUUUAAUAUGUUAAGACAUGUCAUGGGUUCUGUCUUUUACAUCAGAUUCCAAAUUUAGACAGAGGUCAGUCCUUUCCUUUGAUAUUUUAUUUCUGUUGGUUUCAAAUGUGUUUGAUUUAUUUAAAGCUACAUUAGAAGUAGUGGAGAGCAGAUUUAAUUGUAAUUGGAAAGUAUUUAUAUACAUGCAAAAGUGAAAAUUUCUUUUUUUACCCAUUUUCCAAUUACAUUUUUGCCUUUAUAAAAGAUAUGUAUUUUAAAGUACAAAUAUUCCAUGUAGUAUCUUAGUUAAUUUGAGGUUAUUUUUUUGUUUUUAUUUUUUGUUUUAUAAUAAAUAUGUAUAAUAAAUAUUAAAUUUCUUUACAAAAACUAUUAAUUUUUCUAUUUAAUUUUUUAUGGAUGUUAAUACAUUUUGUAAGCUAUUUCGUCAUCCGUUAUAUGAAAUGCGAGAACAGACUUUUAACUGUAAUAUUUUACCUUUUAACUUGUAUGUGUCUAUUAAUAAAACUAUCCAUUAUUAUUUUUAUUAUUAUUAUUAUUAUUAUGGUGAAUUUAUUGUUCCAUUUAAACCUGCUCUCCCCUAAUAAAAUUGCUGUUUUGUCUUAAGCGAUGUUAGAAUCCAUUAAUUUGACUGAAAUGCUUAAAGAUACGCUGGAACUGAAAUGGUUAUAGAUUUUGACAGUCAUUGGGACAACAGCAGUUUGCGACAAAAACACAAUUUCAUAUAGUAGAGUACGAGAGUGAGCUGUUGAGCUCAUGUGUUUGCCAAGGCCAUUGCUGACACCUCUUCAACCAGGAGAAUAUACUGGAUUGUAACAAUAACACUCUUCAUUCACCAUCCACACGAGGCCUUAGAUGCAGUGUCACAAUGUCUGAUGACUCAAGAUGGAGAAUAUGAACUCAUCUUUAUUCCAUAGUCAUUUGCUUAGUGAUAUUCUGAUGAUCUAUUCCUAAAUGCCCAUUCUCUGCAUUUUCUCAUAAACCAUGUCGUAUCCUGCUAUAUGACUCCAUGUUUUCAUAUAAACAUACUUGUCUGAUAAACAGCUUCAUGUCCAUGUUUACAAAUCUAUAUUUUCAUAUAAAUAAGUUUUAACACCUGAAGACGUCAUGAUUUUGUACAAAUAUACAGAUCUAAAAGCAGAAAGAAUAACUUAACACACCUGCAACGUUCUUAUUUUACAGAAGUACCGACAUCCGUUAAUGUCCCUUUGCUGGUAUUUGUUCAGUAUUACCCUCACUGUGUAUAUGCUUUUUUUUCAUUAAAGUUCUUGCCUAUUGA
Molecule: messenger RNA, 6730 nt
Organism: Carassius gibelio (silver crucian carp)
Lineage: Eukaryota; Metazoa; Chordata; Actinopteri; Cypriniformes; Cyprinidae
Product: transmembrane protein 132C
Exons: 9
Coding region: 542-3859 (1105 amino acids)
Source: RefSeq, a predicted model, not a curated record